Messenger RNA from Epinephelus fuscoguttatus (brown-marbled grouper), 3018 nucleotides. It is a transcript of the gene ky, whose product is annotated as kyphoscoliosis peptidase. The record is from RefSeq and is a predicted model, not a curated record. NCBI's taxonomy places the organism in Eukaryota, Metazoa, Chordata, Actinopteri, Perciformes, Serranidae.
GGCCUGUUCUGGCAGGCCACUGGAAGGGUAUAUAAGCCUCCCCCUGCAACUGGGGACCACUGAGAACACACAGUGGAAACAUCUCCGCCCGACACUCCAGCAAACAUCCAGCAGGCAUUUUAAAUCCUCUCAGGGGCGCCAUGCUUCCAGCAUAAUGUCAGCUAAAGUUGCCAUUCAGAAGUUCUCCUUCCCCUUCUCCUGCGCUGCACGCCUGCCUCAGCAAGAUGAGGUGACCCAGGAGGGAUGUGCACAGGUGAAGCUCCAUGACCUCCAGGAGAAUCGAAUCCUGAGCGAAGCAAACCCUGUUGCUGUGAUCGGAGCUCUGGUGCAUCAUGAGAGUCAGGUCCAGGGGAGUCCGAAGCCUCCUCCUGGGGGAGACGCAGCAGCCGCCCAGGUCCUGGUCUGUGCUGAAGCUUCCCAGAGUGCUGUGCUCUCCAGGCACGCUGUGUUUGAGAAACUGACAGUUGAAAGUGAAGAUCAGCGCCCUGCGGCAAAGAGACAGCUGUCGUCCGAGAGCGCAGCCAGAACCAUCACUGUGGUGAAGAAGAGCGCUGUGAGGAAGGAGGCGGAGGAGCACAGGCUCCUGAAGCCUAAAGCUCACCUGGGACAGAGGGUGGCACCGUGCCCUGCAGUGGCAGGGAAAAGGAAGCGCCGAAAGGACCUCUUCACCAACUCUGAGGUGUUCCACAGGGUCGAUUCACACGCCAUCAGGGCCGGAGCAGAGCUGAAGGAAAAGCGUGUGUAUGAUGUGAAGACGAUAGCACAGUGUAUCACACAAGGAGCCAGGAAUGAGCUGGAGCGGCUUCGUGCCAUCUGGGUUUGGCUGUGCCACAACAUCGAGUAUGAUGUGAGCGGGUUCCUCGGCCGCUCGGAGAAGCUGAGCUCACCGGAGGAGGUGAUUGCGGCCGGUCGGGGCGUGUGCUGCGGCUACUCCAGCCUCUGUACUGAGAUGUGCAGAGAGGUGGGCAUCGAGUGCCAAGAGGUGCCGGGCCACAGUAAGGGCGUCGGGUACCUUCAGGGUCAGAGCCUCAAGAAUGUGAAAUCUGAUCACCUGUGGAACUCUGUGCUUCUGGGAGGACAGUGGUUCCUGCUGGACGCCUGCUGGGGAGCAGGACGAGUGGACAUGGAGAACGAAAGCUUCGUCAAAAGGUUCGAUGAUUUCUAUUUCCUGACGGACCCAGAGGAGUUCAUAGAUUCACACUUCCCCGAUGAGGAGAAAUGGCAGCUCCUUGACACGCCCAUCGCUCUGGAGGAGUUUGAGAGGAGAGUCUUCAAGACUUCAGCCUUCUUCACCUUGGGGCUGCGACUGAUGCAGCCUCAUCACUUCCACAUCGUCACAGAUGACGGCGAGGCUAACGUGUCCCUCGGCUUCUCCAGGCCGACAACUUUUACGUAUGAGAUCACGCAGCACCAGGACCUCCUCCACUGUGGCGCUCCAGAGCAGAAAGAGUCCUGCAACUCGUCCUUCGGCCUCCUGACGGUUUCCCAUCGGAGCAUGAAGCUGCAGCUCCUGCCGCCUGCGAGCGGCGUGUACGACGUGAAGGUGUUUGCCAGACCUGAAACAGCCACCACGCCUCUGAUUUGGGUCUGCUCCUACACAGUCGAGUGUCCCGUCCCCAGGGCCAUGGAGGAGAUCCCAGAGAACCCCUUCCUGUCUUGGGGUCUGCAGCCUGUUGCGGGGUCUCUGGGUGUUGCAGGGAGCAGUCAGGGCAGCAAGGCUGCAGAGGUGGAGGAGGGUGUCUUUGAGCUGACGUUGAAGACGUCCAGGCCUCUGAUGGCGCUGUGUGAACUGGUCCACCCACAGCUGGAGGCUUCAGUCGCCAAGCGCUGCCUGGCUACUCAGAUUCAGGUGGAUGUCCAGGUAGUCCUUGAGCGUCACUGUGAAACUGAGAAGGUGGUCAGUCCGGAGGAGCUCUUCCCUCCUAACCUGGGCUCGGUGUGUGGGCCGGGGACCCGCACAUCAGAGGCGGGGCUGUCCAAAUUCAGCCACACAACGGCGCUGGUGAGCACCCAGCAAGGCAAGUGUAACAUCACUUUCCACAACCAGCGUGACCUGGAGCUUCACACUGUGCUGAGCAGAGAGGAGAGCAAAGCAGCGGCCGUACCGCUCACACGGCACGUCUUCUGCACGUACACAGACAGCAAGGUGACGGUGAGCGUCAGCCUGCCUGAGGCGGGGGUGUAUCGGCUGGGUCUGUACGCUAAGAUCACCCCCGCUGGAGAUUUUAACCCCAUGUGUGACUUUGUUCUGAGGAACAGCUGCGAUCAGCCGGGGCCUCCGUUCCCCUGCGUCUACUCAGCCUGGAGGAAAGGCUGCGUGCUCUUUGAGCCCCGCGUGGGCCUGCUGGAGCCCCUCUCAUGGGUCCGCUUCAGGGUGAGGGUCCCCGGGGCCCAGAGGGUGAGCGUGAUGGGUGAGACAAGAACUGAUCUCAAACUGAAUAAGAGCAGAGUCUGGGAGGGGGAGGUUUUCAGUGGAAACGGUCUCCAGCAACUGAAACUGGCCGCCGCCACCUCGGGAGAAUCCACUGACAUGUCUGUUUUGAUGACCUUUGACAUCAAGCAGCUGGAGAGAGAAGUGUGACACGGCGGGUGGAGACCAGAUGGAAACGUAGCUGUUCACUGCCUGAUGACGUCACUGAUACGGACUAAUGCAAAUCAGACUGGGGUGAAGAAUCUGUGCAGAUAAUUCAGACUGUGAGACACAAUCUUUCAGGUUUCACCACAUCAAGCGAACACAGACACAGUCGUGAUGAGGUGCACCAACAUUUGACAUAUGAUCUGUGAAUGUUUAAACAUUGUAGCGAUGAAGUGAAACAAAAUGCAAACCAAACCUACCUGGAAAUUGUUUGGGAUUUUCUUUGAGAGCUAUAAUUUGAUCCAGGUAGUGUUGAGCCUGUCAGCUGUGAUAUUAUUCUGAUCAAGAGUGCAUCUUCAUUAUUGAUAUGUUAUCAGAGGUAAACCUGCUCUAUGAAAUCAUGGUUGUCAAGAAGCGUGCAAUAAAAAUAAACUGUGAAAAUA